Lemur catta (Ring-tailed lemur) is the source of this 2515-nucleotide messenger RNA. It is a transcript of the gene KPNA5, whose product is annotated as karyopherin subunit alpha 5. Gene Ontology annotation, cellular component: nucleus; nucleoplasm; cytoplasm. The record is from RefSeq and is a predicted model, not a curated record. Gene Ontology annotation, molecular function: protein binding; nuclear import signal receptor activity. NCBI's taxonomy places the organism in Eukaryota, Metazoa, Chordata, Mammalia, Primates, Lemuridae. Gene Ontology annotation, biological process: NLS-bearing protein import into nucleus. Bases 179 to 1798 code for a protein of 539 amino acids. The transcript has 14 exons.
GGGCUUCUGGGAGCCGAGCCUCAGGGUCUUAGAGAAGGGGCGCAGGUGGCCGCCAUCUUGGGUUGCGAGCCGGAUCGCUACGCUCCACGCUAGGGGCGGAGUGGCUGCUCCUCUCUUACCCGCCGCAGACGUCGCCGCUGGGGACUUGGAAGUCUGGGCACUGCAGAGGAUCACGUUAAUGGAUGCCAUGGCUAGUCCAGGGAAAGAUAAUUACAGAAUGAAAAGUUAUAAGAAUAAAGCCCUAAAUCCUCAAGAGAUGCGUAGACGUAGAGAAGAAGAAGGAAUACAGCUUCGAAAACAAAAAAGGGAAGAACAAUUGUUCAAACGCAGAAAUGUUUCUUUGCCCAGAAAUGAUGAAUCUAUGCUAGAAAGUCCUAUACAGGAUCCGGAUAUCAGUUCCACUGUACCCAUUCCAGAGGAAGAAGUUAUUACCACAGACAUGGUUCAGAUGAUUUUUUCUAAUAAUGCUGAUCAACAGCUAACAGCAACACAAAAAUUUAGAAAGCUGCUUUCUAAAGAACCUAAUCCACCAAUAGAUCAAGUUAUACAGAAACCAGGAGUCGUACAGAGAUUUGUGAAAUUUCUUGAAAGAAAUGAAAAUUGUACUCUACAAUUUGAAGCUGCAUGGGCAUUAACUAAUAUAGCAUCUGGAACUUUUCUGCAUACCAAGGUAGUGAUUGAAACUGGGGCUGUUCCAAUUUUUAUCAAACUUCUUAAUUCUGAACAUGAAGAUGUUCAGGAGCAGGCGGUUUGGGCACUUGGUAAUAUUGCUGGUGACAACGCAGAAUGCAGAGAUUUUGUAUUGAAUUGUGAAAUACUUCCACCUCUGUUAGACUUAUUAACAAAUUCAAACAGACUUACAACAACAAGAAAUGCUGUAUGGGCUCUCUCAAAUUUAUGUAGAGGCAAAAACCCUCCUCCAAACUUUAGUAAGGUUUCACCUUGCUUAAAUGUCCUAUCACGAUUGUUGUUUAGCAGUGACCCAGAUGUGUUAGCAGAUGUGUGUUGGGCCCUUUCUUAUCUCUCCGAUGGACCCAAUGAUAAAAUUCAAGCAGUCAUUGAUUCUGGAGUGUGUCGAAGAUUGGUGGAACUUUUGAUGCACAAUGAUUAUAAAGUUGUAUCACCUGCAUUAAGGGCAGUUGGUAAUAUUGUGACUGGUGAUGAUAUUCAAACACAGGUAAUUUUGAAUUGCUCUGCAUUGCCCUGUCUCUUACAUUUAUUGAGUAGCCCGAAGGAGUCAAUUAGAAAAGAAGCUUGCUGGACUGUUUCUAACAUCACUGCUGGAAAUAGAGCUCAGAUUCAGGCUGUUAUAGAUGCAAAUAUUUUUCCUGUUUUGAUUGAGAUUCUUCAAAAAGCAGAGUUUCGCACCAGAAAAGAAGCAGCGUGGGCUAUAACUAAUGCCACAUCAGGAGGCACUCCAGAGCAGAUAAGGUAUCUGGUAGCCUUAGGCUGCAUUAAACCACUUUGUGACCUUUUGACUGUUAUGGACUCCAAAAUAGUCCAAGUGGCUUUAAAUGGACUUGAAAAUAUUUUACGUCUUGGAGAACAAGAAUCUAAGCAGAAUGGAAUAGGCAUUAAUCCAUACUGUGCUCUCAUUGAAGAAGCAUAUGGUCUGGAUAAAAUUGAGUUUUUGCAAAGCCAUGAAAAUCAGGAAAUUUACCAAAAGGCUUUUGAUCUGAUUGAACAUUACUUUGGUGUAGAAGAAGAUGACCCCAGUAUUGUACCUCAGGUGGAUGAAAACCAACAACAGUUUGUAUUUCAGCAGCAGGAAGCACCAAUGGAUGGAUUUCAACUUUAAUUUGGUGAAGGAAAAAAAAUUAAUGGUUGGAAAGGGUAGCUUUGGAUAUCUCUUCUUUGUUGCCAGUGUCAGUAGAAAUGUUUGUUUUUUACAUAGAAAAGGAAGAAUUUGAUGCACUAUUAAAAAGCAAAAUGAAACAAGUUUCCAUUCAGAUGCAACCUUUCUUUGUAGUUUUUUGUUAUUUUUUGUGCUUGUAUUUAUGUCUUUUGUUAUUUGGAUUUUUGUAUCUAUUUGUGAACAAUUAAAUACAUUAUGCAAUUAUUUAAUAACUUAAGCUUGAAAAGAGAACUUUGGUAAAGUAUUACAUAACAAUUCUGAAUUUUUUCAAGCAUUCUUGGAAACUGCACAUUAGCAGUAUGGCUGUUGAUAAUUGCAUUUUGGCAGUAUGUCUUACACACCCAAUCUUUACUAAAUCUACCUCUAUCUUGAAGCAAAAAAAACAAACAAAAAAAAAAAACAAAAAAGCUUCAGAAGCAUGAAAUAGUGUAAAAGCUAAAUUAGAAUGUGAAAGUAUUUACCUUAAAUUAUAAAUCACUGUGCUGUAGGUUAUACUUUGCAAAAAAAAUUUGCAACAGAAAACCUAUAAAAUUUAUUUAUAAAACAAAAAAUAUUGUGCUGAUAAUCAGUUAAAAUGUGGCAAUUGUGAAGAGAGAAGCUGUUCUUCAUGUUGAACACAUUAAAAAGAUUACUUUUAAAUAAAGCAUUUCAAUAUUUGUG